CAUUGUGUUAUUAUAAUUAAUAUGUAUUAGAGCUUUUUGAUGUGUGAUAGUUGUCUAUAGGCUACUGUUGGCACUUAGCCGUACCUCCAGACCGCACACGCACGCACUCGCUCACUCUUUCACUACAGCAUCACACAGACUCACACGAGAGUGCAUCUAUCAUCUCUGCAUGUUGUUCCCCCCCCCAGCCCUGCACCAGCCAAGAAGCAGGAGCAGGAGCAGCACCAGCAGCAGCAGCAGCAGCAGCAGCAUUUUUCUGUAGCGUAUGCACCACUGAAAUCAACCAAACCAGCUUUGGUACUGAAGGAGAGAGAAAUAGAGUGAGGUAGAGAGAUAAAUAGAUAGAGACAGAGAGCCCACACAUAGGAACCUUUAAAAAUAUCCGUAUGUGACUUGUUGCCAAGACACACACAUGACCAUUCUAUCAUAGCCUCACCUUUGUCAAAAGGAUUAUCUCAUGGUGUUUGUCUGUAUUUUUGACCGUACCGCCGGGAAGGUAUAAGGAAGAAGGAUACUUUGUUUUCCCAGAAUCUGGAUUUGGCACUGAGGGAUCCAAUAUGAUCGCUUUUUGGAGGUGUCAUGGAGCCGCUGUAAUGUCUCUUUGGGUAUUUUGUUGGUUUUUGCUGGGGCUUUGGAGGCUCACCGCCGCUUGUCCUUCUUCUUGUACAUGCAGCAGCAGCAGGAUCUCAUGUAUCGAGCAGGAUCAAGGGAUCGUGGCUUUCCCAGUAUUAAGUUCUGCUAUAGAAAUGGAAAAUAUUACCGAAAUAUACAUUGCAAACCAAAGCCAGUUGCGCGCCAUCAAUGACAUUGACGUGGAGGCGUACUUGAGCCUGAGGAAUUUAACUGUGACAAAUUCUGGACUGUCUUACGUGUCCCGUCGGUCAUUUCAGAAGACUCCCAAUCUCCAAUAUGUCAACCUAAAAAACAAUAAAUUAUCUACUUUAUCUUGGAAGACCUUCAGGCACGUAAACUUGGCAUAUCUGCUACUUACAGGAAAUCCAUUCCAGUGCUCUUGUAAUAUUCAAUGGAUCAAACUGUGGCAGGAGAAUGAAACGGCCAGUCUGGAAACUCAGAAUCUGAUGUGCAAGGAUCACAGCAAUAAGAAGUUCUUACUACCCGAAAUGCACAUUCCGGAUUGUGUGAUGCCUACAGCUAGUAUAAGCCCUUCCAGUGUUACCUUAAUGGAAGGAAGUGACAUCAAUCUUGAGUGUAGAACCUCUGGAACACCUUCUCCAGACGUAAGCUGGGAUCUAGGCAACUUGGUCACAAGUUAUCAGCAGUACAACCUGAAGCAACACUAUACAACACUCAAGAUGAUAAAUGUUUCUUCCAAUGAUACUGGAAAAACAAUAUUGUGCACAGCAGAAAAUAUUGUGGGGGAAAGUGAAUCUUCAGUUAUUCUGGUUGUGCAUUUUCCACCAAAAAUAACAUUUUUAGGCCAGGCAGUACUGGACCACCACUGGUGCAUUCCAUUCAGUGCAAGAGGGAACCCAAAGCCAAAGCUAAUUUGGUUCUAUGAAGGGGCUGUUUUAAAUGAGACCGACUUCAUCUGGACUAGUAUUCACCUCGCCUAUGACAGUGAACACCACGGCUGCCUGCAACUAGAUAGCCCCACUCAUCUCAACAAUGGCCAAUACACUCUGCUGGCAAAGAAUGAAUAUGGGACAGAUGAACGCACUGUUUCUGCUCAUUUUAUGCCAGAUCCAUGGCUUGAUUCCACAGAACCUCCUUAUUAUGACUAUACCUCUGAUCCUGCACCCACCAGUGUUCCAGAUGUGGAACCAGACAGCAUUGCUGUGUAUGUAGUGGUAGGCGUUGCUGCUGUGGCGUUCAUAGGAUUUGUGUUGAUGUUGAUCGUCCUGAAAUUUGGAAGGAACUCCAAAUUUGGAAUUAAAGGAACCUCUUCAGUGAUCAGCCACGAUGAUGACUCAGCCAGCCCUCUGCAUCAUGUGUCCAAUGGCAGUAACACCCCCUCUUCAUCAGAAAUGGGUUCUGAUGCCGUCAUCAUUGGAAUGACGAAGAUUCCAGUCAUUGAAAACCCCCAGUAUUUCAGGAGCACUAACAGCAUGCUCAAGUCUGACACAUUUGUCCAACACAUCAAGCGUCACAACAUUGUCCUGAAGAGGGAGCUAGGAGAAGGGGCCUUUGGGAAGGUGUUCCUGGCAGAGUGCUACAACCUCUGUCCGGAUCAAGAUAAAAUCCUGGUGGCUGUCAAGGCACUGAAGGAGGCCAGUGAAAAUGCCCGUAAGGACUUUCACCGUGAAGCUGAGUUACUGACCAACCUGCAGCAUGAGCACAUUGUGAAGUUCUACGGUGUUUGUGUGGAGGGGGAUCCUCUCAUCAUGGUCUUUGAGUACAUGAUGCAUGGAGAUCUUAAUAAGUUCCUCAGGGCUCAUGGUCCCGAUGCCGUGUUAAUGGCAGACGGUCAGAAUAAUCACCUUGCUGAGUUGACUGCGUCUCAGAUGCUGCACAUCGCCCAGCAGAUUGCAGCGGGCAUGAUGUACCUGGCAUCUCAACACUUUGUACACCGAGACCUCGCAACCAGGAACUGCCUCGUCGGUGAAAACCUGCUGGUGAAGAUUGGCGACUUUGGGAUGUCAAGGGAUGUGUACAGCACUGACUACUACCGGGUAAGUGUUGGGGGUCACACCAUGUUGCCGAUUCGCUGGAUGCCUCCAGAGAGCAUUAUGUACAGGAAGUUCACUACAGAGAGUGAUGUCUGGAGCCUGGGUGUAGUAUUAUGGGAAAUCUUCACCUAUGGCAAGCAACCAUGGUACCAGCUUUCAAACAAUGAGGUGAUUGAAUGCAUCACUCAGGGACGCGUCCUACAGCGUCCUCGCAACAGCCCGAAAGAAGUGUAUGACCUAAUGUUGGGCUGCUGGCAGCGUGAACCCCACAUGAGGCUGAAUAUUAAGGAAAUACACAGCCUCCUUCAAAAUCUGGCUAAGGCUUCACCUGUAUACCUGGACAUACUAGGCUAAACUCUCAAGACAGCCCCCCUCCCUGACCUGUGUGGAGUAUGUGUGGAUAUAUGUGUGUGAGAGUGCGUGGCUGAAUCUCAGCUCUUAUCUCCAAUGGCAUUAAUGAAGAAGACCAGGAGAAUCUUUUUCAAAGGGCAACCUUCAUAAAUUCUCCAUGUGCAGACGCGUUAUUGACCAGUGUUAUCUUUCUGUUUCUCUUAUUGCCCCUUGCUUCUGCUUCAUCAUAACUCUGCAUAGACAAAAAGCCUUAUAUCUGAUUGUGUGCUUGUUUUUCUUUUCUCCGAAGACCCUCCUAAUCGUCCUCAGUAAUGAAAAUUGCCUUCUCGCAUUCUUGCCUUUGACUGGGAUGAAAAAAGGGAAAACUGACUAUCAGAAUGUGUUGUAAAUAUUCCCCACUUACAUGGAUUCAUCUUAACCUUGGCUUUUGGUUUUGAUUCAUGACAUGACUUUUUGUGGUAUACUGUAUAAAGUUAAAAGGAAGUUUUUUUUUUUUCACCUGGAGACAGAAAAAGAAAGGAAAAUAUACUCUCAGCUGUAUGGAAUUGUUCUGACAGGCUAUUGUCCAACUGGCAGUCUCUGAAAGAGUAAUACACCCAAGAAAUCUGCAACAGCAACUUGUUUCAUCUUUUUUUUCCUUUGAAAUUCAUUACAUAUUCUCUUUCCUUUAAAAAGGAGUUUGAAUUUUUGGCAAAACCAUUUGGAAACUGUUUACCCAAAAUAAUUAACACAGAUAUGAAAAGUAGAACUGAUGUACAGUUAGAUUCACUGGAAGCUGAAACACCAUUUGACUGCAAUUAUGACCACAAUCUCCAGACAAUCAUUAGAAACUUCAGCUUGGACUAAUGCAUAGUAUUCAUUUCAGGGUCAGCCACUGCAGGCGCUGGACUUCUAUAAUACAGCACUUGUAAAUGCCCUGACAAAUUAUCUAAAUAUGUUCUUGUCGUGAUGUGUCUUUUUUUUUGUGUUAAUGCCCCUUAUUUUGUGGAGCAAAAUUGAAUUUUGCAUGGUCUUCAUAGUUAAAUACCUUUAGUGCAAAUUAUUGCUUGAGUCUCAUAUUUCCUUACAGAAAAAACAAAUCUAGCUAUCCAUAUUGGUGUAACAUAUAUUUAAUUAAGAAAACUAAUGGCAGUCAUUAGUUUGCGGACAAAUGGCUUUACAUUGUUAAAAUCUGAUUGUGCAGAUAGAAAUUCUGAAAAAUGGAGAUUCCAGGUUCAGUUGGAAGUGAUGACAGAGCUGAGCCCCUGGGGAUGUAGAAACCGGUUUUAUAAUUAACAUUUGAUCUCUUAUUCUAUAGACGCAAGAUCUUAACACCACACUCUAGUUGCUAUGGUUUUCUUAUCCCAGAAUCCUUCUGUCAGUAAUUUGUUUCUGACAGACUGUGCAUGAAUACAGUGCUGCACAAGAUGCAUGGUUGUGUUGCUGAAGUUUAGCUCUUUUACCACAUAAAUCUCUUGCAUAUGGACACGUAGGAAUUUCAGCUCAAACAGUAAGAUCUAUUUGGGAUAGUCAUUUUCUGUCAGAAAGCUUACUCCUUCUGGGAGAAAAUACCAUAAAUUUGUUGACAGUCAAACUGGUCUAUAUAUUGCAUUCAUAAUAUAUUACGUUUAUCUGUUCUUUAUUAUUGAAAGAGCAGAUGGUAAUUUAUUAUUAGUCUUGUUUUAAAGCUUUUUUUGUUUGUUUGUUUUUUUCAAAUUAUAUUUUGAUACGUAAUUUAUUUUUACUGAAGCACUUUUUUCUUACACUGGUUAAUUUCCUGAUUCAAACAAAUGUAGGACCUAUGAUUAUUAUCCAACACAUAAUUAUUGAUUAAUCACAAAAGUCAAAGAUAAUAAGCAGUAGCUAUCAAUUGAUAUCAUAAAAUAAGACCAUAACAGCUGCUGCCUUUACUAAAUGAAAGCACAUAAUGUAUACAUACAUUAUAUAGACAUUCUUUAGAAAGUGAGUAUUCAGAAGAAGUAUUUCUGAAAAUGUAGUUACUGAGAAUAGGUGAAUAGCUGUAACAAUGCAUUUCUAGUUUGUUUUAUGGGGGGUUGCAUUAAAGCAAUCAUCAGCAGGAACCUUUCCAUUAAGCUGAUGAGACAAUCUGACUUUACUUUGGCAUACAAUGUACGUAACUGAAUUAUUUGUGAAUUUUCUUAUAAAGAAAUAUGAUCUAGGUACAGUUUUUUUUUCUAAUUAUACAAUGCUUAUUGAAAGCUUUAGUUUUAACAAAUGCAGAAACAUGCUGUUUCGAUAUGCCCAUCUUAAAUCAAAACUGGGGACAUUGCCAAAUCACCUGGUUAAAAAGAAAUGAUUGCUAUUUUUGUUGCAAGUAUAUUGCGCUGAACUGGAAUUUAGAAUGUAGGUAAAUCUUUGUGAAAUAUGUUUUUGAAGAGGUAUAUGACUGCUGUAACUGCACUGAACAAGUCAACCAGACAUAAAUAUGUGUCCCUUGACAAGCAAUGUUGCUGACUGAUGGUGGCUUAGAUGCUGCUGGACCCAGAUGUAAACACAUUUGCAAUUGUAUUUGUAUAAUGUUGCAAAUAAGUUCUCAUCUUAGAUUUUGUAUUCUAAGUGUAAACAUUUAAUUAUAAAAACUGACAAUUAUUUUUUUUUUUAAUUCUUGUUUAGCUUUUUUCCCAAUAAUAAAACUAAAUUCUGUUUUAUGGAGAAAACAAGACAACAACCUGCUGAAAUGCACACACACACACACACACACACACACACACUUGAU
This is a messenger RNA of Polyodon spathula (Mississippi paddlefish), 5694 nucleotides long. RefSeq names its product neurotrophic tyrosine kinase, receptor, type 2a (gene ntrk2a). Bases 558 to 2981 code for a protein of 807 amino acids. Lineage: Eukaryota; Metazoa; Chordata; Actinopteri; Acipenseriformes; Polyodontidae. The transcript has 17 exons. Gene Ontology annotation, molecular function: ATP binding; brain-derived neurotrophic factor receptor activity; brain-derived neurotrophic factor binding. Gene Ontology annotation, biological process: cellular response to brain-derived neurotrophic factor stimulus; multicellular organism development; positive regulation of kinase activity. Gene Ontology annotation, cellular component: axon; signaling receptor complex; plasma membrane. The record is from RefSeq and is a predicted model, not a curated record.